AUGAAGUUCGCCUCCUUCGCCUUGACCCUGCUUCUCACUGGAGCUUUUGCAGCCCCAAACCCUGCCCAAAAGCUUGAGGCACGCAUGAAUUGUGCUCAAUGUAUUGCAGUCUAUAGUGCCUCCUCCUGCACUGCCCCUGGAGCCGUCGAGAACGGAUGUGGCAGUCUGGCCAAGAAUCUGGCUUCUGCAGCUAAAGGACCACCUUUGCGAAAUGGUACAGCUUUAAGGCCAUUAAAUGGAUAG
Aspergillus caelatus is the source of this 243-nucleotide messenger RNA. RefSeq lists its product as uncharacterized. The coding region runs from base 1 to 243 and encodes 80 amino acids. The transcript is spliced from 3 exons. NCBI's taxonomy places the organism in Eukaryota, Fungi, Ascomycota, Eurotiomycetes, Eurotiales, Aspergillaceae. The record is from RefSeq and is a predicted model, not a curated record.